Messenger RNA from Polistes dominula (European paper wasp), 1953 nucleotides. RefSeq names its product leucine-rich repeat flightless-interacting protein 2. NCBI's taxonomy places the organism in Eukaryota, Metazoa, Arthropoda, Insecta, Hymenoptera, Vespidae. Gene Ontology annotation, biological process: regulation of DNA-templated transcription. The record is from RefSeq and is a predicted model, not a curated record.
UUUUCUUGUUUUUUUUUCUUUCUUUUUUUUUUUUUCUUCCUUUAUAUCAAAAACAUUGAUCAUUAUCAAAUAGGAAAAUAAUUAAUUCUAUUCUACGAAUAAUCAUCGUGGCACUCUCGUACGAUUUGCACUGACUUUAUUUAUAGUGUCUGGUUAUUUUUGCAUGUGUUUCUUUUAAAACAAGAUGCAGCUGUCCGCUGCUGGCUGAUAGCACAUUCUCUUGUACGUAUUUUUGUAAGUUUGCUUCGUUAGAGAAGAGACAGACAGGGCAACACUAAAUUAAGGCAUAAGUAGUUAAAAGACAGAUAUCAGUGUAUAGUACUUUUCUAUAUGGACGCAUUAGUCCGUGAUACGUGGGUGUGUUAAUAUACGUACAAAAAGAGUAUUAUUUGUUAUUUAAUUCUAUUUCAAUAUAUAUAUUUUGAACAUUUUAUUUUAUAUAAUGAAGUGGACGUUUAACGUUAAGUGAUAAUAAUAUAUAAUAUUUAUGUCGAGGGCAAGUGUUAAGAAGAAUUAACACGUUCGAAACUCGAAAAUCGUGGUCUUCUUUUGAUUCAAGUGAUAUACAGGUUUUAAAAAAACGUUAGGUGUAUCAAUUAGCUGCUGUUUAAAAAAAAAAAAAUAAAUAAAUAAAAGAACAAAUGGAGUCUGCUGUAACUGGACGAAGACGAACUGCCACACGGCAUUCUGCUGAAGAUCAAGCUCUUGACCAAAUAGCUAAAGAGGCAGAAGCUCGACUAGCAGCAAGAAGACAAGCAAGAGCAGAAGCUAGAGAAAUUCGAAUGCGCGAAUUGGAAAGACAACAAAAGGAAGCAGAAGAAAAUGCUGAUAGGGUUUAUGACAUGUGUUCAGAUCCUAAUAGAGCCAUGAGAGUAACUCCAGAUCCUGUGAGGACGUCACGUUUGCUCACAAAUUCGAAUAAUUUUCAAUCCAGUUGUAAAUCAUCGGAAGAUUCAUUAGAAGAUAUAGGCCUUGGUAGAGAUCUUAGGUUAGAGUUGAAGGAAUUUGAAGAGAAGUUUCGAAAAGCUAUGAUAGCUAAUGCCCAAUUAGAUAAUGAAAAAUCUUCUUUUGCAUAUCAAGUUGAUAUAUUGAAAGAUAAAUUGGAAGAAUUGGAAGAAAUGGCAGCUCAAUUGCGUAGAGAACUUCGAGAGAAGAAUCGAGAUGCCGAACAGUUAAAACGACUUAGUCAAAGAUUAAAAGAUGAUUUAGAUUUAUGCAGAACACAGUUAUUAGAAAGGGAUACACUCAUUCAGGAAAAUGGAUUAGUAAUAGUUGAAGAUGAAGGUACCGAUGAAGAAGAAGAUGUUGAAGGUGGAUCCUGCCAUAGGAAAAGAGUAUUAGUUAGUAAAGAAUCUGCAGAUUUAUUAGAAAAUGCUGGCAAAGGAUCCUUGGAUGUUCGACUGAGAAAGUUCGCUUCGGAGAAAAAAGAAUUAGAAGAUCAAAUACGACAUUUAAGAUUGGAAUUAGAAGAAACCAAGAAUCGCAUAAGAUCUGAGAGAUCACCGGGUGCAGUAUUAGGUGGCUUAACGGAUUCUGAAGAUAUUCAACGAGAAGCUAAUAAACUUUUAGCUGACUACAAAUUCAAGCUGCAAAAGGCGGAACAAGACAUGUCUACUUUACAAGCCACUGUAGCUAGAUUAGAAAGUCAAGUAAUACGCUAUAAGUCGGCGGCAGAAGCAUCUGAAAAGGCAGAGGAUGAACUCAAAGUUGAAAAAAGAAAAUUGCAAAGAGAAGUUAGAGAGUCUCAAGGACGUGUCGAAGAACUCGAAACAGCGAAUUCUCAUUUACAAAGGCGAUUAGAUAAACUUAAAAAUGCUAAAUCUGCUCUUUUUAAAGAUCUUUGAUGAAAUUAUUUUAUUUCUUUUUGAAUCUGUCAAGUCUACCUUGUCUUUUCUCUUCUGUGCUAUAGACAGAAGGCAUUUAUUUAAUAAUUUUUAAAUAAUAAUAAUAAUA